AUGCUCUUGGACGCAGGACCGCAGUAUCCCGCGAUAGGAGUCACUACUUUCGGCUCCUCGCGGCAUCACUCAACAGGCGAAGUCACGGAGCGAGAAGUGGCGUUGGGGAUCAACCCGUUCGCGGAUGGGAUGGGCGCCUUCAAAAUCAACCACAGCUCACACGACUUGGGCUCAGGACAGACAGCAUUCUCGUCCCAGGCACCCAGUUACGCCGCGUUAGGACACCACCACCACGCGACCCACGUUGGUUCAUACUCCACAUUUAACUCCACACGGGACUUUCUGUUCAGAAAUCGGGGGUUUGGAGACGCUGCGGGGCCACAGCACAGUUUAUUCGCUUCUGGAAGUUUUGCCGGGCCACAUGGACACUCUGAAGCGGCGGGGCACCUGCUCUUCCCCGGGCUACACGAGCAAGCGUCCUCGUCCAACGUGGUCAAUAGCCAGAUGCGCUUGGGCUUCUCGGGGGAUGUGUACGGACGGGCUGAGCAGUACGGGCAUGUCACCAGCCCGCGGUCCGACCACUAUGCAUCCACGCAGCUGCACGGCUAUGGCCCCAUGAACAUGAAUAUGGCCGCGGCGCACCACGGAGCGGGGGCCUUCUUCAGAUACAUGCGGCAGCCCAUCAAACAGGAGCUCAUCUGUAAGUGGAUAGAACCCGAGCAGCUAAGUAACCCCAAGAAGUCUUGCAACAAAACUUUCAGCACCAUGCACGAGCUCGUCACCCAUUUAACGGUGGAGCACGUGGGGGGACCGGAGCAAACGAACCACGUCUGCUUCUGGGAGGACUGCGCCCGAGAGGGAAAACCUUUCAAAGCCAAAUACAAACUGGUCAAUCACAUCCGAGUGCACACAGGGGAGAAGCCGUUCCCGUGCCCGUUCCCCGGCUGUGGCAAAGUGUUCGCGCGCUCGGAAAACCUGAAAAUCCACAAGAGGACACACACCGGUGAGAAGCCUUUUAAGUGUGAGUUUGACGGCUGCGACAGACGAUUUGCAAAUAGCAGUGAUCGCAAGAAACACAUGCACGUGCACACGUCGGACAAACCAUAUUUGUGCAAAAUGUGCGACAAAUCCUACACACACCCCAGCUCCCUGCGGAAACACAUGAAGGUCCACGAGUCGAGUAACGGGGGGUCCCAGCCCUCUCCCGCGGCCAGCUCAGGCUACGAGUCGUCCACACCGCCCACAAUCGUCUCCCCGUCCACAGAGAACCAGAGCAGCAGCAUAUCGCAGCAGUGCACAGUCUCGUCCAAUUUCAAUGAAUGGUACGUGUAA
Messenger RNA from Boleophthalmus pectinirostris (great blue-spotted mudskipper), 1272 nucleotides. It is a transcript of the gene zic1, whose product is annotated as zic family member 1 (odd-paired homolog, Drosophila). Gene Ontology annotation, molecular function: DNA-binding transcription factor activity, RNA polymerase II-specific; RNA polymerase II cis-regulatory region sequence-specific DNA binding. The coding region runs from base 1 to 1272 and encodes 423 amino acids. The transcript is spliced from 3 exons. NCBI's taxonomy places the organism in Eukaryota, Metazoa, Chordata, Actinopteri, Gobiiformes, Gobiidae. Gene Ontology annotation, biological process: central nervous system development; regulation of transcription by RNA polymerase II. The record is from RefSeq and is a predicted model, not a curated record. Gene Ontology annotation, cellular component: nucleus.